GCCCUCCUUCCUCGGCUCUCGGUAGCUUCACUCGGCCGCUCUCGGGCUUCCUGGUUCGGCGGAGUGGGGGCGUUUGUUCUGCCCGUUUCCUCUGCCCGUUUCCAAACACAACAAAGACUCGAGUGGGGUGAGAUUUAGUGAGGUCGGUCCAGAGAUGAGCUUUAAAGCUGACGUUUGUUUCUGAGCUGCGGUCGGAGUUUAGUCUGAUGCUAGAACGCUGAAGCGAGCGGCGGAAGGUCUUCAUUUAGUCCGUCCCGACGGUUCAACAUGCGGCUGAUUUUCGCCUUUUUAGCCGCUUUCACCGCUUUAACGGAGGCCGCCGUCCCCCCGGACAAGACGGAGCAGGACUUCAUGUCUCUCAGAGCGAUGCUGGAUGACUUUGAUGUGCUGCCUCUCUCCAGCCUGCAGACGCACUCCGUCCGCCGCCGUGACGUCCAGUCUCAGACGCACAUGGAGAAGCUGGUCAGCUUCAGCGCCCUGCAAAGGCAUUUCAGACUCUACCUGAGGACCAACGACGAGCUCUUCACCAGCGACUUCAGAGCCGUGGUCAUCAGCGAGGAUGGCCAAGAGCGGACCUACCCGGUCAACAGGCACAACUACUUCACCGGACACGUCAUCGGGGAGGAGAACUCCCGUGUUCAGGCGCACAUCGAAGAUGACGAGUUCUCCGCUCACAUCCUGACUGAUGAGGCCGAGUACAAUGUUGAGCCUCUUUGGAGGUUCACGUCGGCGCCCUCUGACGGUCGCCUCAUAAUCUAUCGCUCGGAAGACAUCCGCAACAUCAGCCGCCUGCAGCAGCCUUCGGUCUGCGGCUACGUGACCUCUGACCCCAGUGACCUGCUCCCUGACAGCGUGAGAGCAGCUGUGGUGGAGGAAAAGGAGGAAGAAGAGUCGGCGUUCAGAGUGAAGCGUCACGUGCACGACCACAAGAAGAACACGUGUCCUCUGCUGCUGGUGGCCGACCAUCGCUUUUACAAACACAUGGGCCGUGAGGAGGAGAGCACAACCCUCAACUACCUGAUUGAGCUGAUCGACCGUGUCGACGACAUCUACAGAAACACGUCGUGGGGCGAGGGGUUCAGCGGGUACGGCGUCCAGAUCCAGCAGAUCAUCAUCGAGAAGGAUCCGACUCCUGUGGAUCCCGGAAAAACUCACUUCAACAUGAAGGGAAGUCCAGUGGAGGGCAGAGACGUUUGGGAUGUGAAGAAGCUGCUAGAGCAUUUCAGCGUGGACAUCGCGGGGAAAGCCUCCAACGUCUGUCUCGCUCAUCUCUUCACCUAUCAGGACUUCGACGAGGGCACUCUGGGGCUCGCCUACGUCGCCCCGUCUAAAGCCGACAUCGCUGGAGGCCUCUGCUCCAAAGCUAGUCCUUCGACCUUGAAUGAGCAGGGAAUGAUCUACCUGAAUACCGGCCUCACCAGCACCAAGAACUAUGGCAAGACCAUCCUGACCAAGGAAGCAGACCUGGUGACAACCCAUGAACUUGGCCAUAACUUCGGCGCAGAGCACGACCCGGAUAAACCGGAGUGCGCCCCCCGAGAGGACCAGGGUGGGAAGUACGUCAUGUAUCCCAUCGCCGUGAGCGGAGACCACGUCAACAACAAGAUGUUCUCUGACUGCAGUAAGCGCUCCAUCGUGAAGCGUCUCAGGUUGAAGGCGCCGUCCUGCUUUAAAGAGAGGAACAUCAAUGUGUGCGGGAACUCCCGGGUGGAGGAGGGCGAGGAGUGCGACCCAGGACUGCUGCACAUCAACUCAGACCUCUGCUGCACGCGCAACUGCAGGCUGAAGGCCGAAGCUCAGUGCAGUGACAGGAACAGCGCCUGCUGCAGGGAGUGCAGGUUCGAGGCCAAAGGGGUGGUCUGUCAGGAGCCCAUCGAUGCCACAUGUAAAGGACACUCGUACUGCACAGGAAACAGCAGCGAGUGUCCUCCUCCAGAAAAUGCUCCAGAUAAGACAGCGUGUUUGGACAGUGGCGAGUGUUUGAAUGGAGAGUGCAUCCCCUUCUGUCAGGCCGUCCUGAAGCUACAGCCCUGCGCCUGUAACGAAACCAAUGCUUCCUGUAAAGUCUGCUGUCGGAGCAAUGGCGGCGUCUGCACCCCCUAUCAGAGCAUAUCAGGACAUUUCCUGUUUCUCAGGAAGGGCAAACCCUGCACCGUGGGUUUCUGCGAUGGAGCGGGAAAAUGCAUGAAGCAGGUGCAGGACGUGGUGGAGCGUCUGUGGGACUUCAUCGAUAAGCUGGACAUCAACACGUUCGGGAAGUUUCUGGCUGAUAACAUCGUGGGCUCAGUGGUGGCGUUCUCACUGCUGUUCUGGGUUCCUUUCAGCAUCCUGGUGCACUGUGUGGACCGGAAACUCGAUAGGCAGUACGAGCAGACCACCAAGUCACUCCUGUUCCCCAGUAAUGCUGAGCUCCUGAGCAGCCUGGAUUCGGCGUCCGUUCGGAUCUUCAAAUCUCCGACGUUCUCUUCCGGCCCCCUUCGCUUUCAUCCCAGUGGCCCCGAGCAAACUGGUGCUGACCCGGCCCACAGCCCACCUCCUCUGGACAGCCCCCGCAUGGCCACCAUCCACGAGGACCCCAGCUCGGACUCCCACCUGGACGAGGCGUCCCUUGACGAGGCGUUCGUACGUCCGGCAGGGGCGACGCGGCGCUCCUUCGAGGACCUGACAGAGAAGACGAGCCGCAGUGAGAAGGCGAAGGUGUUCAAACUGCAGAGGCAGCAUCAGAUCGACAGCAAGGAGACACAGUGCUGAGGCGGCAAACGCCUCCACCUUCAUAGAAUAGAAUAGCUCUUUGCCAUUGUACAUGUACAACGAAAUCCCGGCUCCACCUUUAGCUGCAGCCUCGUCAGGAUCCGUUGCAGAGUGUCAGACAAAUGCCUCAACAGCUGGCGCUCAGACCAGGCGUGUACAAAAUGGAUGUAGCCCCGAAAAUGUGUUUUAGAUACUGAACCCCCCCCAGAUAAAACUACAUACAACAGAAAGUAAACUCAAAAAGUAAACCAAAGAAAUUUUCAGAUGAUGUGGUUAAAUUCAGCUUUGAUUUAUAUCGUUAUUCACUGUCAGUGGACAAAACGUCUUACAGUGUAUACUUAUUACAGUAUUAAAAACACCGUAGUGCCUUAAACCUGCAGCAGUGACCAGCAGGGGGCGCCUCUUCAGUGUCUAAAAGAGACUCCUGCUCCCCUGACCGUUGACCUCAGUAAACGACCUCCUGACCCA
Messenger RNA from Oreochromis niloticus (Nile tilapia), 3219 nucleotides. It is a transcript of the gene adam17b, whose product is annotated as ADAM metallopeptidase domain 17b. Gene Ontology annotation, biological process: membrane protein ectodomain proteolysis; Notch signaling pathway. Gene Ontology annotation, cellular component: plasma membrane. The transcript has 18 exons. The coding region runs from base 268 to 2751 and encodes 827 amino acids. NCBI's taxonomy places the organism in Eukaryota, Metazoa, Chordata, Actinopteri, Cichliformes, Cichlidae. The record is from RefSeq and is a predicted model, not a curated record. Gene Ontology annotation, molecular function: metalloendopeptidase activity.